UAGCAUGUUUUUUUUUUCAAGGGAGGUAAUACGUGUAGCCAGUGGUCAGUUUUGUCAGUUUGUAUAGCUGACCAGGUCUGGGCCGGGUGUCGGUUGUUAUUUUUGGUUCUUCUUUCUAAGGUCAUUCUCUUUGAAUGCAGAGAGAAGAUCAGAGAACAAAAGAACUAAACACACAGGCUCAUCAGCUGUAACAUGCCGCGCACUAGUUCGUAUCAGCAAUAUAUUUUCAAUUUCAACACUAAGUGUUCCAAUCUUGCAAAACAGUGUCAGGCUCAUAAUCACUGUCCCGAGAACGUUAGUUCUUUGGCGCAACAUGGAGGACACUUGAAUCUGUGCACACGUUUCCCAGACCCCCCUUGCACUGACGUAUAUGAGACAUUGUUCUUCAAUGAAGAUGAUCAAGUUGAGUUUAACGAACAAUGGUAUACACAGAAUCCAAUGAACACAUUACAAAGUUCAGGGCUCCAAGACUUUGCUUCGUUUAGUGUAUCAGCCAGAGCGCCCAAUAAUAGCAAUAAUAAUAACACCAGUUUCAAUUGGAAGACUAAUAAGCCGAGGUCUUCUAUUGAGAAGUAUUAUGCAAUGAUGAACGGUGUCAACCGAAACGUUAUUACAACUAUGAACAUCAAAGAGAAUCACCAGAAUGAUCGUUUUGCAAAUAUAAUUGGAUGUCAAACACCUAGUAGCCAGCAGUCUUUAAAUAGUAGCCAGCAGCCUUUGAAUAGUAAUCAGCAGCCUUUAAAUAGUAGCCAGCAUUCUUUGAAUAGUAGCAAACAGUUUACAAAUAGUAAUCUUGAAUAUACAAAUAAUAACCAAAAGUCAUUGGUUAGUAGUGAAAAGUAUUUGAAUAGUAGCAAACAGUCUUUGAAUAGUAUUCAACAGAUAGCAAUAGCCCCAAAUAAAAGAAAACAAAGGCCCAAUGGGACAUUAUCUACACAUCAAUCAAAGACAGACGUCUGUGGUCAAAAGCGUACAAGAAAUGAGCUUUUGCUGGAACAAUUAUUACUGACACCACCACUUUCUCAUAACAUUUUAUCAUCACUAGAAACUGUAGAUAAACAGAACGAAUGUGACAUGAAAAGAAAUCUAUCACAUUCUCAAAAUAUAACACAGGGCCUACCUUCGACUCAGACGUAUGGAAAUCUUGCAGAGGUAGAAGCCGCAGUUGUCUAUCAUGAAAUUGAUUUUGUAAAACCUUGCAAUCAAUCCAUGAAAUUACCUUUAAUUUUGCCACCUGAACAAUCAACCGGUUUGUCUUGCCAGGAGAGUCAGGUGGAGCUACUUAAAGACAUUUCAAAUGAAUAUAGUUCUGAUGAAGAACUUUCAGAAGAUACUAUCAUCAUUUUUGAUCAAGAAUAUAGUUUUGAGACGUCAACUAGCGAGUCUUUAGUGCUGGAUAGAAAUCAACAAGAUCUACCUGAAGAUGAGCUCAAUAGCAGAAAUCUCGUCUCCAGGGAAAUCUCUCAGCCUGCAGAUCGUCUUCCCACUUUGUCAUCUAUCUCUUUGUCAUCGACCGAAACUUCUAAAAGCCCGCCGCAAAACGAAACUAAAUCAAAGAUAAUACAGUUUUCAGUUAAUGUUGAAUCCAAAAGCCCUGAUAAUCUAGAGAAAAGCUCCCACAGCCCUUUUAAUCUAGACAAAAACUUUGUCAACAUAGCUCAUAUAAAUUAUGAUGAAGACAAAAAGUUUAGUGCUAAAGAAGGUGACCGUCUUUUGAACUCUUGGUGGACCGCCAAUAAAGAAAGUUUUCCAGUAGUUUAUUCCAAUGUAAACAAUGACAUACAUUGUAAAGUGGAAAUUGUCGACCCAAGCUUUGUUCCUUCAAUGACAAUGGUGACUACUUGCAAUUCUACCUCAACAGAAAUGUAUGACACAGCUACUUUAUCGGGAGAUAUAAAUGUUUCUGGCACCUCAUCGUUACACGUAGGAAUGUCCACACAAGCAACAAAAUCUGAGGCUAUGGUCAAACUUUUUGCUGCAGAGCAAAUAGCUGUAACAAAGUCCAGUUCAGUUCAUGAAACUACGGCUCUAUUACAUUCUAUCAAAACUGUAGAAGACAUUAAUGUAUCAGGAUUAAAAACAAGUGUCUCAAGAAAUGUUGUUUCAGGAAGAAAGUAUGUAUCAGAACCCAAAGCUGCAUUAGAUCAGACAAAGUUACUAGAAUCAAGAAUGGCGCCAGACCUAGCAACAGUAUCUAGAGAAAUCAGGCCAAUGUCGGUAGCAGGACUCGUAAAUGUAUCAAAGUCAUCAACCACACCGAACCCCGAUUCUAUACCAUCAUCACAAGUUCUACCAAGACAGACAAACCAAUCGACUUCUUCGGUAGUCGCACCUUUUCUGGUUUCGACAUCUUUUGAUUCUGCAUCUUUUGAAAAUCCUACUUCUAAAACAAUCACCCCAUCUAUACACAACUCCCAAACUGUGCCUACAUCGACAUCUCUAAGGUUGACUGCUGCAGAUAGCGUCGCAACAAGACCUACAGCUAUUAAGAAGUUCACAUCUUUAGUAAAAAACAAACCUAAACCAAUAGAUAAAAAGAUGACCAGAUCCUCAACUAGGCAAAAUCGACAAUGUGCAACAUUUAACUAUACUGGUCUUGGAAAUAUUACUCCAGGAAAGUCUAAGGGUAUGGUAUUUGAGAACAUUCUACCAAUGACAAGCAGAUCAAGGUGUCAAGCUGUACAAACUGACACCUUUGCUGUGAAGCCCACAAGCUUAGCAAGAAAUACAGCGGAUCAUAAUAAAACCGUGCCCAGAAGAAAGUCGAUGGAUGUCAAGGCUGCUAAACUGAAGUCCAGUUGUCUACAAGCAACUACUUACUCCUGCAACUUGUGCUCGUACAAAUCCAAUGAGCUUCGGAACUUCCGGUGUCAUGCUCAGCAGUGUGAGGCCAAGGAAGGGCUCCUCCCUGUUGAAGUGGACAGUUGGCGGUUAAGAUGUAGAAGAUGCGGCUACAUCAGCUCCGGACAGGAAGAUCUAACCAAUCACUUUAUAAAGCACCAGUUUCAGAAGCGCUUUCUGUGCGGCUACUGUGACCAAGAGUUUGACCAGAAAGUCAAUGUUGUGGAGCAUAUUUUGAAGGUGCACCAACAGAGUAUCAUUUUCUACGACAGAGAGGUGUACGGGCAAUUUAGUUCCUAAUAUGUAGUCUUGACAGUCGGCUUCUACUAGCCUUUCUGCUAACUUGUAGUCAUAUUGUGUAUGUACAUGUUCAAUAUUGUAUAUGGUUGUUAUGUAAAAGUUUUCUGUUUAAA
Molecule: messenger RNA, 3254 nt
Organism: Biomphalaria glabrata
Lineage: Eukaryota; Metazoa; Mollusca; Gastropoda; Planorbidae
Product: general transcriptional corepressor trfA-like
Exons: 3
Coding region: 193-3141 (982 amino acids)
Source: RefSeq, a predicted model, not a curated record